Messenger RNA from Drosophila hydei, 352 nucleotides. RefSeq lists its product as uncharacterized. NCBI's taxonomy places the organism in Eukaryota, Metazoa, Arthropoda, Insecta, Diptera, Drosophilidae. Bases 70 to 225 code for a protein of 51 amino acids. The record is from RefSeq and is a predicted model, not a curated record. The transcript has a single exon.
UUCCGCCAGUUAGUUCAUUUGCUACGCUUGAUAAGUGCACACAAUUUCUUCUAAUUAUCGUUAUCGACAAUGUCCGAUAGUAAUCGUAGUUUUCCCAAUCGCGCCAUCGGCUAUGUUGCGCGCGCCUUGGCCCUUGCCAGUUUAUUCCUUGUCAUGAGCGCCAUCUACCGGGAGGACGAUCAGCCGGGAUCCUACUACAUACAUCCCAGACGGAAUGUGCAGUAGCCAUUCCGUCCUCGUUGCCUAAACUUAAGCUAAUUUUAAAUGUUUUUUUAUGAAUUAAUCUAAAUAAAAUAUGAGUAACUUAGAAAUAGUUUCCGCGUAGAUAAUGUCAUAGUACACAUCCUGACUU